This is a messenger RNA of Hibiscus syriacus, 1592 nucleotides long. RefSeq lists its product as uncharacterized. The record is from RefSeq and is a predicted model, not a curated record. Lineage: Eukaryota; Viridiplantae; Streptophyta; Magnoliopsida; Malvales; Malvaceae. Gene Ontology annotation, molecular function: nucleic acid binding. Bases 143 to 1300 code for a protein of 385 amino acids. The transcript has a single exon.
AACACGGUCCAAAAAUCCCCAAUAAAAAUGUCAUCUUUAUUCGUUAGGGUUUCUCCAUCUCCACCUUUGCUUCUUCCAAUCUCUCUGUCCUAAACAAUUCCAUCCAAUCGAUUUUUUUAUUAUUUAUUAUUUCGAUGUGAUAAUGCCCUCGACGGAUUAUCAAGGAAGUUCGUCACCGUUGACAAAUCUCGGCCGUUCAUUUUUACCCCUGAGGAGGGACCAAGUUCACUCGAUGGAAUCUCCGAUCGGUGGAUCGCCGUCGAACGAGGCGGAGUUCGAGUCUUUCCAAAAGCAAGUAGCCGACCGAUUCCACGAUUUAGCUGAUGUUUCUUCCGAUGAAUUGCUUUCGCUGCCGUGGGUGCGGAAAUUGAUGGACGUUUUCCUUUGUUGUCAAGAGGAAUUUCGUGUCAUACUGUUUAACAACAAAGAUCUGGUGAAGAAACCUCCCAUGGAUCGUUUGAUCGCCGAUUAUAACGAGCGUACCGUGAAGGCGCUCGAUGUUUGUAAUGCUAUUCGCGAUGGGAUUGAACAGAUCAGGCAAUGGCAGAAGCUUAUAGAAAUCGUGCUUUGCGCUUUGGACGGUGAUAGUUAUAGUUAUCAGAGAAGUCUAGGUGAAGGGCAAUUCCGUCGAGCGAGGAAGGCAUUGGUUGAUUUAGCGAUUGCGAUGCUUGACGAGAAGGAUUCGGGUCAAGCCCUGGCUCAUAGGAACCGUUCAUUUGGUAGCCACAACAAUAGCAGCUCUUUGGGUCAUUUCAGGUCCUUGUCUUGGAGCGUUUCGAGGUCGUGGUCUGCCGCCAGGCAGCUACAGGCGAUCGGGAACAACUUGGCCGUGCCACGAGGGAAUGAGGUUUUGGCUACCAAUGGACUUGCAAUGCCCGUUUACACAAUGGGUAAUGUUUUGUUGUUUGUAAUGUGGGCGCUGGUGGCUGCAAUUCCAUGUCAAGAUCGUGGCUUGCAAGUUCAUUUUAAUUUCCCCAGGCAGUUCCCGUGGGCGGCUCCGAUUCUUUCGUUGCACGAGAGGAUAUUGGAGGAGUCUAAGAAGAGGGAUAGGAAAAAUGCUUGUGGACUAUUGAGAGAAAUUUAUCAAAUGGAGAAGUGUUCUCGGUUGUUGGGCGAAUUCGCCGAUUCCGUGCAGUUCCCUUUGGGUGAGGAAAAGGAAAAGGAAGUGAGGCAGAGAGUGAAUGAAUUGAAGCAGGUUUCGGAUGCCAUGAAAGAAGAUUUAGAACCCUUGGAAAAGCAGGUUAGGGAAGUGUUUCAUAGGAUUGUUCGUAGCAGAACCGAAGGGCUUGAUUCUUUAUGAAGGGGAAAGCAUGAGUGACAAAUCUGCAACUUCAUGAAGAAGAUGAAGAUGGAAAAGAAAUGAACAAGGAUUCGAGGCAUGCGCCUCAAAAAUUUAAAAAACGGUACGAAUGAAAACCAAAAAAGAGUCGAGAUUUGCUUGUACUUAUCACUAUAUAUCAGUGUAACCAGUGUAAAGAAAGCAGGAUAUGUAGUUGGAUCUCUUUGGUCCUGAUGCUGUGUUCAUCUUUGUGUUGUUAUAUUAUAAUCAAAUGUCUGAGUAAAUCUACAAUAUUGUUUAUAUAGUUGAUUUU